UAAAACAUCAGAAAGCGCAUGCGCAAAAGAGGAAAACCUAAAUCCCCUUCCGGUUCACGGCUCUGACUGCAUGAUGGCUGUGCGUGGUGAUAACGUGUCUCAGAAUAUCCAAGAAGAUGCAGUUUGUCAGCUUAAGGACGACAACCAACAGAGCGAUUCAGAGGGAGAAAGUAUUAACGAAGACUCUGACGGAGGAGAAAACACAGACAGCCAUGAUGGCGACGAAGCGGAGAGUGAAAAGGACGAAGAUAACGACUCGGACGCCGUUGGCGGUUGGGCAGACGCUAUGGCAAAAAUCCUGGGGAAGAAAACUACAGCGAACAAGAGCAGCAUCCUGGCUAAUAAGAAAGCGGUGACUGAGAGAAAGGAGCUGCUGGAGAAAAAGAAAGAAGUAGACAAGAAGCGACAGUGGGAAAUGAUGUUUCGAGAAAAACCUGACAUCGUGCGGGACCGUGAGCUUGAGAAAGCCCUGCAGAGGACCGCCACCAGGGGGGUGGUGCAGCUAUUCAACGCCGUGAGGAAACACCAGAAAAACACGGGUGAAGCGCUGAAGGAGGUCGGUGGAUCUGAGAGAAAGAAGGCUAAGAUUAUAUCUUCUAUCUCAAAGAAAGACUUCAUCGAUGUGCUGAGGCGGACUGAAGAAGGAAACAAGGUUUCUGUGAAGAUGGAGAAUCCUCCUGUGUCUGAGCAGAAGCCAGCGUGGAGUGUCCUGAGAGAGGACUUCAUGAUGGAAGCCAGCAUGAAAGACUGGGACAAAAACAGUGACACGGAGGAGGCUGGUCCCCAUAAAUGAGGAAGGAAGAGAUUUGAACUGAAUCUUCCCAUCUAGGUCUGAAUACUGAAGCUCCUGAUGCCCUGAGAGACCAGCUAACGAAGGGAGAUGCUCCCUUAGUCUGGAUGAUAAUUUGCUAAAUUUGGUUUGUUCUGUGUUUAUAACCUAAAAGAAUAUAAACAGUCUGAAAUCAGCAUUUUCAAAAUGCUCCGCUGCAAAAUACGUGUGCAUCAUAUUUUUGUUUUGAUGGAUGCAGCUGAAAACAUGUCGGAUAAAAUCAAAGAAUUGCAAAUUUUGUAUUUUCAGAGUCUAUUUUCUGUUUUCCUUUUUUUUUUUUU
Gambusia affinis (western mosquitofish) is the source of this 1110-nucleotide messenger RNA. It is a transcript of the gene rrp15, whose product is annotated as ribosomal RNA processing 15 homolog. Gene Ontology annotation, cellular component: preribosome, large subunit precursor. Bases 71 to 793 code for a protein of 240 amino acids. The record is from RefSeq and is a predicted model, not a curated record. Gene Ontology annotation, biological process: maturation of LSU-rRNA; maturation of 5.8S rRNA. The transcript has a single exon. NCBI's taxonomy places the organism in Eukaryota, Metazoa, Chordata, Actinopteri, Cyprinodontiformes, Poeciliidae.